CCCGGAAGCAAUGCCAAAGCGGAGCACAGCGCGCGCUGCACAAGGUCAAGGGAAGAAGAGAGUUCUAGUAGUAGUAGUAGAGGUGUAGGCAGUAUUUAGCACCCAGCAUGCAGUAGGUUUACCACUACACCACUGCACCAGUACACGACCGGUUAGACUUGAGUACGACCUCGCAUCCUGUCGAGUCCGCUGUCGAUCAAUAGUUGUAGUUGGGUUGUUCAGUAGGGAGUUGUUGUCGUGCGCUCGGAAGAACAGUUACUGUUCCUCGCCUAAUGCUCUGUGGCGCUCGCCUCGCCUGAAAUCGAUUUGAGGCGACGGUUGAUUCCUCGCACGCUACAGCUGCUCCAAGCUCGCUGUUCAAGGGAAAUCACUCUUGUGCAGUGUGGGUACUCUGAAAUUGACAAGAACACGCUCGGUGUGACAUCGCGGCAUCAAGGUGAGCCAUGGGCAACAACGACUCGAAAAAUAUUCCCCCGGACAUGGAGGCGCAGCUGAUUGAGCAGACCUCGUUCACCAAGAAGGAAUUACAGGAGUGGUACAAAGGGUUCAGGCGAGACUGCCCGUCCGGUCAGCUGAGCGCCGAUGAGUUCAAGAACAUCUACUCGCACUUCUUCCCGUUCGGCGACGCUUCCAAGUUCGCCGAGUACGUGUUCCGAACGUUCGACAGCGACGGCAACGGCAAGAUCGACUUCAAGGAGUUCGUUCUGGCCCUGUCGAUCACGUCACGUGGUACGCCGGACCAGAAACUGAAAUGGGCGUUCAGCAUGUACGACCUGGACGGCGACGGCGAAAUCUCCAAGGAGGAAAUGCUCGAGGUGGUGGAGGCCAUCUACGGAAUGAUCGGCCCAAGCGUCAAGAUGCCCGACGACGAAUCGACGCCGCAAAAGCGCAUGGAGAAGAUCUUCCGGGAGAUGGAUAUCGACUGCAACGACCGCUUGUCGCUCGAAGAGUUCGUGCAGGGAGCGAAAAAGGAUCCGAGCAUAGUGCGCCUCUUGCAGUGCGACAACGUCGGUAGUACGGAUCAGGGCGAUGCGGCCGCUAGCCAGUAGCGUAUUGCGCGCCCUGCGUAAGAUUAUUGGUCGACAGUGUUGCGCCAGCAUGCAGUCCGCCUGUCGACCCUUGUUCUGCUGUCGUCAGCUGUCGACCUUGGCGGAACGGCAUGACACCUCGCAGCUCGGCAGCUGAUACCGACUCGUGAUCGCACUCACCGCGUUUCGCCGGCGUGUUCUUUGUCUGCUCUGUGUGUAUCAUGGUGCGUUGUGAACCUCGGAACAGGUGAGAGGGUGAUCUGUGACAGUGUGACGGUGUGACGGGGCUUCACUGACAGUAAUGACACGUCGUGUACAUGUGCUGAGACGAUUUGCCCCAGCCCCCGAGAAUCAUGUUUAUUUGCCGAUCAUUGUAAUUUUGUGCAUUUUUGUCCCAGCAGCGAUAGCUGCUUUGUUGAAGGAAUAAGGCAUAUUUUGCGAGUCUUGUAAGCUCCUGCUUGUCAUGUUCUGCUUUCAAACUUUGUCUCUGUUGUAAAGAAUAAAAAGUCAACCACGGUUUUGUUUCAGAGCAAUCGUCUUUCAGCAGCUUUGUAGCAUUCGAGAGACGGAUGGCCUGAGGGAAAAGUUCCUGGGCUGUAUGUGGCUGCAAUGGCGAAUGUUAGUGUUGGUCCUGCUGGAAGCUGACCUGAACGUGUUGUUGCUCUGCGUGUUUAUCGAUCGUUUCGUUCCGGGCGUGUUGCUGUAAGUACGCGACCUCACAUGUGCAGCACGGUCAAGUACCGGCAAUGCUGUUCAUUCUGUACAUACAUCUACCUACUAGGUCUACCAGGUUUACCUGUACUGCACUGCUGUCUGGAGUUGAUAGAGAAGUGCCAGGCAUUGGACCAGUACAGUCAUGAUCAUUUUUACUUUUUAGUGAGUGACGAAUGUAUUGGUGUUUUGUAGUUUCGUAGCGCGCUGUGUUCAAAUAGUAGUGUUUCAACAUCUGCCUCUCCAUCUUAUUUGAACAACCCUGGCCUUGGCUGUGAGAGUUGUCUACAUUGUGCAAUGCAUUGGCUACAUUGUUCAGCUGUUGUCCACCACCACCAUGAUGAUGAUGAUAAUGAUGAUUAUGCAAUACCAUCCAGAAAUGAAUACAAUGUACAAUCAUUCAGCAAUGAUGCCAACCAGCCUGUUAAAUUAA
Messenger RNA from Sycon ciliatum, 2172 nucleotides. Its product is annotated as neurocalcin-delta-like. The transcript has a single exon. The coding region runs from base 444 to 1049 and encodes 201 amino acids. NCBI's taxonomy places the organism in Eukaryota, Metazoa, Porifera, Calcarea, Leucosolenida, Sycettidae. Gene Ontology annotation, molecular function: actin binding; tubulin binding; calcium ion binding. The record is from RefSeq and is a predicted model, not a curated record. Gene Ontology annotation, biological process: calcium-mediated signaling.